UAGACGAACUAGGGAUUUGCCUGGAGUACUGAGUUGGUAUUUUUCAACGGCCGUUCGGAUUGAAAGGCUGCAGACAUGAGCUCCUUUCUAGAGUCUACCCGUUCGUUGAUGCAGACCUUCGCAGGCAAACUGCAGGAGUUCACCAAAGAUGUGGACAAUGUCCACAUGGUAUGGCUGGAGGAGAUCCAGCAGGAAGCCCAGCGUAUGUUUGCCAGUGAAUUCAGCACUGAGCCCGAACUGAUGCCAAAGACUCCCUCUCAGAAAAAAAAUAACCGCAGAAAGCGAGUGUCUGUGGGGCUCAAUGAAAACCGCAGCAAGAGACGUUUCUCCAAAGGCAAACGCAGCAACCUGCGACGCUCGUCAGUGCAGACCACUCUAAACCUCAUCUCAGAGCUCCACAGUGUACACGAGCCCGCCACCAGCCCGGAGACCCAGUCCGAUCAGCCGCUGCGCAGGACCCGACGCAACAACAAAACCGCCGCGCCCGCCGCCACGGCCGAAAGCGACCAGGUCACGCGCAGCACCCGCAGCAGGACGGCCGCCGCAACCCGCCAGGCUAAAGAACAGCCGGAGGAAGCGAGAGAGGAGAGGAAGCCGUGCAGCCCCUCUCCCGCUGCUGCUCCCUCCUCACCCCUCCCUCAAAGCCUGGUGUCAGAGGCCAUGGGGAGCAUAUCUGCCCCGGAGACCCACUCUGCCACGAGUCCCGCCCCCUCCCCCGGCCGCUCCGCCAGUAAGAUAGCGAUCGCCGCCGGUCAGGGCACGCCUCAGGGCUCCGGUCGUAACUCGGUGCGUCGGUCUCUGGUUCUGAGGCAUUCCCUGGUCGGCCUGAGGUACAGCAUGACCCAGGAGGCCGUUCGCAGGGCCUCCAGACGAUCCUUCCUCAAGAAGAAAGCCAAACUGGGCAGCUCCACCAGCAGCAGCACCGUCAGCGAGGAUGUUUGUUUGGACACAGAUGACGAUGCAGAGGAGAGGGUGGAGGAUGUGAUGGAUGGAGUCGUGGAGGAGCUGGCAGAACCUCAGACCGCGGAGCCAAAGUCAGUGCCAAUGUCAGAACCAGAACCGGAGGAGGAGGAAUCUGUGCAGCAGACCGAGAAACUCAGCGUGGAGCCCAUUGGUCGCUUCACACGCUCCAUGCUUCAGUCCACGCCCACCAGCGUCGUGCCCCUGGGCACCGCCUCCCGCAUAGAGAAAGUGUGCACGCCUACCUCAGGCUCAGCUGAUAGUGUGAAGAAGACUCCAGCUCAGACCAGUCUCAGGUCCACUCGCUCGAGUGCUAAGCGGCGAGCAGUGGAGGCGGCAGCAGAGGAGAUGAUGAGCCCUAGGAAGAGGUGUUCUCCUCCCAAAAAGAGUCAGAGUGUGAUCAAGCCCCAUAUGAAGUCCUUCCUGCAUACGGUCCAGAAGAACCAGCUUCUCAUGAUGACCCCAGGGUCACAGGGUCGCAACUCCGUCCUCAAGUCCUUCAUCAAACAUAGCACCCCUGGCAAAAUUGACCCCAAGUUAUGCGCUGGUGCAGUGGAGCGGGAAAGGCAGAAACUAGAGGCUCUUAACAAGAAGAUUGAGCAGGAAAACGAAAGAAAGAGAAGGAUUGAGGAGGAGAGAAGAAAGAAACAGGAGGAAAUUAAAAGGAAAAGGGAUGAGCGUCUACAGCGGGUGGUGGAGUCGCGACUGAAGGGAGAGCAGAAGGAGCAGGAGAAGAAAAAGAAGAUUGAACUGAAGAUGGCUCAGAUUGAGGAGAAAACGGACAAGUUACGGGUGGACCGCUUGGCCGAAGAGAAAGCCAAGAAGAAAGUAGCCACUAAACGACAGGAAGAGAUAGAACUGCGCAGGAAGCAGGAGGAGGAGGCCAGGAAGAAGAAGAUCCAGCAGGCCGAGGAGGAAGAACGGAGACAUCAGGAGGUGCUGGCCAAACGCAAGGCGGAAGAGGAGCAGGAGAGACUCCGCAAGCAGGCAGAGGCCCGCCGCGCCCUCGAACUGAAGAGAGAACAGGAGAGGGAGAGAGAAAGGGAACGAGAGCGGGAGAAAGAGAGGGAGGAGAGGAUAGAGCGGGAGAGAGCCCUGGCUCUUCAGAGGGAGCUGGAGAAGGCGGCACGAGAGAAAGAGAGAAGGGAACUGGAGGAGAAGAAGAGAAGAGAAGAAGCUCAGAGAAGAGCAGAGGAGGAGAGAGCAGCUCAGGAGAAACGUGCUGCUGCCGCUGCUGCUGCUGCUGCCCCAAGCAUUUCUGUUGAGGUUCAGUUAAAUGUUCCUAGUUCACUCACAAAGACCCCAGUGGGUAAAGGUGCUGCCCUGAACGUGACCAUAGACAAAGGCUCCGCCUCCACCCUCAAUGUUACCGUGGAUAUUGAGAAAUCUCCUCAGUCCUACCAAAUGACUCCUAAAGGCAAGAAGCCAGUGGAGGUUUUGGAGAACCCAGACGAUUAUGGGAUGGACCAGAACAGCGACGACUCCACAGACGAUGAGUCGGCGCCAAGGAAACCGAUCCCAUCUUGGGCUCAGGGCACGCAGCUCCAGCAGGCCAUUAUGAAGCAAUAUUAUAAACCAGUAGACCUGCACGCGUACUUCGGGGAGGUGGAGCAGCCGCGGCUCGAGCGCAUCUUUCAGAAGACUAAGCCGCGCUAUUUCAAACGCACGAGUUCCGCAGUCUGGCACUCUCCGCCACGCAUGGGAAUGACCUAA
Messenger RNA from Chanos chanos (milkfish), 2673 nucleotides. It is a transcript of the gene incenp, whose product is annotated as inner centromere protein. The transcript is spliced from 21 exons. Bases 76 to 2673 code for a protein of 865 amino acids. NCBI's taxonomy places the organism in Eukaryota, Metazoa, Chordata, Actinopteri, Gonorynchiformes, Chanidae. Gene Ontology annotation, cellular component: meiotic spindle midzone; midbody; nucleus. Gene Ontology annotation, biological process: meiotic spindle midzone assembly; metaphase chromosome alignment; mitotic cytokinesis. The record is from RefSeq and is a predicted model, not a curated record.